GUCGGGAGCAAGGACGGUGCUGGGAGGAGGGGUGCCCGGGAAUUCUUGGCUUUUGAAACCGUGGCCAUUAGAUGUCACACUUACCAGCGUCUAAGGCGGGGGCUUCCUCGUCGCCCUUCCCGGCUCUGCACUCAAGACCCAUCUUCUCCCCACAUCUGUGGGGAUUCCUCAUCGAGGUCACGUCUGCAGGGAAAAUUUGUGUCAGCUGCGACCUUCCAAGGGGCAAAUCAAUCCCAUUAACGCCAGCUCCCGAGAGAGCCUGACGCCACGGGGAUAAAAGAAGAAGCGGGAGCUGACGGUGGUGGCAUUUUUGGUCUUUUCCUCCUCUGAGGAGGUGGCAUAGCUGACAUGUGGAUCCAGAGUCUAUAACGGGGGCAUUUCUUUCCGAGACCAUGAGCUCAAGCGUGGAAGGGGCCCCAAACUGAGCUGAGCGGGGAUCGAAGAUUCAUAGUUGCCGUGAACCCAGAUUCCUUGAGUCCUCUGAGUGCAAGCCCAUGGCUCAGAAGAGCCCCACGGUCAAUGGCAAUAACCUGCCCUACGGAGACCUGGCCUCCGAGGUGACCAGGCGCAGAGUCACCAUGGCCACCAGAGAAGAGAGAUUUACCAAGAAAACUGAUGAAGCCAGGGAGAUGCCCUCCACUCUGGAUUUGGAGCAAGUCCCUGCUAGCGUGGCCGGCCCUGCAGAACCCCCUGCCCCUCCUCCUUCACCCGUGGAGGACUACAGAGUCUAAGGGGGCUUUUACAGCACUCCGGCGAAGUU
Leptonychotes weddellii (Weddell seal) is the source of this 760-nucleotide messenger RNA. RefSeq names its product myocilin opposite strand (gene MYOCOS). Lineage: Eukaryota; Metazoa; Chordata; Mammalia; Carnivora; Phocidae. The record is from RefSeq and is a predicted model, not a curated record.